AUGAACUCUGCUAACGUAGCUGGAGCUGCUGCCAAAAACACCAAAAACGUACGUGCACGGUCGUCUUUUUCGCGGGUGUUCCAGCGUGCAGAGAGUCCACCAGCGUGCAGAGAAACAGAGCAAGAGCAUGAAGACUCACCCCAGAAGCUCAAAACCCAACCCUCCCCCCGCCCCAUCUUCUCUUGCUCCUUCUUCCGCCACUGCACCCAAACCUCCCUCAGCCCCACCGCCCCCCCCACCACCCACCCUCCCAAGAAAGCCGAGACCUCCUCCUCUUCCUCCUCCUCCUCCACUUCCCAGAGCUUCACCCUCUGGAAGUUCCCACUGAAUUCACCCAUCCACCACCACCACCACCCCGCCCCCUCCGCCCCCUCUCCGCCGCCGCCGCCGCCUCCGCCCCCGUUUCGCCCCGUCCUCCAGGACCUCUUCCACUCGGCCGAGCUCCGGCUGACCACCGGCUCUGGCCCGGACCAGCUCUCCGCCCUCCAGCUCCUGGAGCGCUCCCUGGUGCCGAACCCGCCGCUCGAGCCCGCCUGCCCGCCCGGGCUCAUGCGCGCCGUCGUGAGCUGCAUGCAGGCCCGUGGGCCCAAGUCGGCCACCAAGAUCCUCUUCGCCCUCUGCCUGGCGGAGGGCAACCGCCGCGUGGCGGUGGAGGCCGCCGCCGCGGCGGUCGUGGAGUCCCUGAUGGAGAUGGAGGUGACCGCCGCGGAGAGGGCGCUGGCGGCGCUGGAGCUGAUGUGCACGGUCGCCGAGGGGGCGGCGGAGGUGCGGGCCCACGCCCUGGCGGUCCCCGUGAUGGUGGAGAUGAUGGGGAGGAUGGAGGGCCGCGGGCGGGAGCACGCGAUCGGCGUGCUCGCCGUGAUAUUCUGCGCCGGCGCCGGCGUCGGCGCAGGCGCAGGCGGGGGAGAAGGGGAGGCGGCGGGGGUGGCGCCGCCGGAGGAGGUGGCGCGCGCGGUGAUGCUGGCGCUGCAGGGGGACUGCAGCGCCCGGGGGAGGAGGAAGGGGGCCCAGCUGCUGAAGGCGCUCCAGGAGACCGUCGGAUACGACUCGGGCGGGAGGAUGAACGGCUGCGAUCUGGCCGCCGUGGGAGUCUAGGCGGGGAGGAAAUAUAAUGCGAGCUGCUAUUGCUAAGUGCUAAAGUGGUAAUGUAGCGUAGCGUAGGAAAUGUAGCAAAAGCCUUUUUUCCCUCUUUUUAUCAAUAGAAACGGUUCGAAUUACAGCCGUCUUGCGUAGAAAUU
Messenger RNA from Eucalyptus grandis, 1238 nucleotides. RefSeq lists its product as uncharacterized. NCBI's taxonomy places the organism in Eukaryota, Viridiplantae, Streptophyta, Magnoliopsida, Myrtales, Myrtaceae. The record is from RefSeq and is a predicted model, not a curated record.